AUGGAGUUCAAGAUGUCAAACGGCAUAGCCAUCGUUCACCAACCUGUGUUGCUUAUGUAUCUUCUCGAGAAUCAAGCAUAUGCAGAUGAUUGCGAGCGCCAAGGCGCUUCGAAACCAAACUACACCGUUCUCAGCUGUCGUUCUACGGUUACGCAUCAAGCGGGGGAUGUGACACCAGGCAACGUCCUCGCAACCUUAGUGCCAUUUGAGCGAGAAAUCACUUCCACUACCCGAUCGCCAACAAGCGGCAGUAAGCGUUACCUCUCACAGCAACCAUUGUGCCUCUCCACAGCGCCAUACAGUUUCACCAAAAACCAUUUAGCUCGCGCCAAGACCUACGUACCAGGGCCGUCUCUAUCAACUAUCCGCUCUCUUCAACGCAUGAAAUCUGCUACCCUUUUACGGACGGUGGCUCCGCUCAAUCGAGUGCAGCGUCGGCACAUUACCACUUCCAACUUAUUUUUGUGGCCAAAGACUUGUUUUUCCCAACAUCAUUGCCAACUCAAAUUUCCCAGCAUCCCGACAACAGUCCCUAGCCUUAAACUGAAGCGCAAAAACAUCACUCAUGUUCAUCGACCGCUUCUAAACUACGAAUUGCAAGUGUACAUACAUCUGUAUAUUUUCUGGAAUUUAAGCGUCGAUCUGGAGAAUAUCAUGCUGGCUAGCUUUUGCGAGUAUAAACAAGGCAGCCGAACCCCCUUAUCAUACCUAACAACAACAGGCCAAGCAUGUGAAAUGUGA
Lindgomyces ingoldianus is the source of this 741-nucleotide messenger RNA. RefSeq lists its product as uncharacterized. Bases 1 to 741 code for a protein of 246 amino acids. The transcript has 5 exons. The record is from RefSeq and is a predicted model, not a curated record. NCBI's taxonomy places the organism in Eukaryota, Fungi, Ascomycota, Dothideomycetes, Pleosporales, Lindgomycetaceae.